Molecule: messenger RNA, 2690 nt
Organism: Dinoponera quadriceps
Lineage: Eukaryota; Metazoa; Arthropoda; Insecta; Hymenoptera; Formicidae
Product: proclotting enzyme-like
Exons: 8
Coding region: 896-2611 (571 amino acids)
Biological process (GO): proteolysis
Molecular function (GO): serine-type endopeptidase activity
Source: RefSeq, a predicted model, not a curated record
AGAGAGAGAAGAGGAGGAGGAAGGGAGGGGGAGAGGGAGAAAUUAAUCAACGCGAAGCGUUUCCGCCGUAAGUGGAUGAACUUCAACCACGUCCGGAUUUCCUCAGAUCGUCGUCAUUGGGAGAUCUCCGGCCGGUUACGGAACUGAAAACGUGCGAAUUAUAACAUCCGGCUCAGUACGGACGGAUUCGGGCGGCGGCAUUCCUGAACGUGACGAAUCGUCGAAGAAACGACGUCGGAAGGAGGAGGCGCGGAAGAGACGAGCGCGGCUUGUAUCGGCGGUAGUAGUAGGGAAGCGGCGGCACUUUCCCUUUACGGCUUAGGGACGUGGCACGCAAGGAGAAAGAAGGAGAAUGAACGGGAGAGAGUGAACGACGAGCGGGCUAAGCCGGUCCUCCUCCGUCGAGAGUAAAGUGUGUCGAGGUCUUUUCACGGACAGUCGUCUCGUGCUCGAGGUCCAUCUGUCUAUCCGUCCGUCCGUGCGACUGACCGAUUGCGCACGGCCGCUUCUUUCCUCUCUCGUGACCGAUUUCUUCCUCUUUUUCUCUCCUUUUCCCCUACGUCUCUCGCCCGACGACACGUCGAUGUUGGCGACGUCCGUCUUCUGCUCGUCUACGCGCGCCCCUCGUCCGAUUGUCAUUCCUGUUCUCUCUCUUUUUUUCCUUUCUCGCUUCUACUCCCACGAGCGAUAACACACACACACACACACACACCAUGCAUGAUCCGCCGGCGUGCUCGUGAUUGAAAGCGACGACGACGACUCUCGCGCGCUCCUCUUGAUUCAAAUAGUUCGGCGCGAUUCCACAACGAGUGCCGGGUUGUCACAGGUGACAAGAGCGCGCGCAUGGUGACGGUGACAUAAACGCUGGUAUGUCCGCGGCGGGAUAACGUUCUCCAUGCUCCUUUACUCGGCGAAGAUGUCGUCAGUGAUACUGAGUUUGUCCAUAAUAUGGAGCCAAUUUCUCGACUACUCGUACACUGAGGAGGUCGUACAUUAUCACGGUUACUCGUACGGAUACAGGAACUCGUACGUCACUCCGAUAGGAGAAGGAUGGUCCUGGGGGGAUAGCGGACGGAACCGACCGGACAGGCCGGUAUAUCGCAGGGACACACGGCCCUAUACGCAGCUGGUAAAGAUGGAACGAGAGCAAAGCGAUCCCCUGGUGACCUUCAGCGAGACCUUAGGUGCAUUGAACACCGUGGGCAACUAUAUCGUCAACAUGACGCGGGGCGUCGACAUCUCGGAUUAUCCGCCGAAGGAACUGCCCUCGGCAUUGUACACUAUCUCCAAGAAUAUCCUAGGUCGCAACGUAACGGACAGCAUAGCACCCUUGAUGCGCAACGUGGCAUUGCCAAUAAGACAAGCGAUCACGAGCACACCGUCGCCGGUCCAGCAGCAACAACAGUCCGCGGCGGAGCUCGCGAAUAGAGACAGGAACUCCGUUUCGCCUGCGUGCACCACGGCCGAAGGUGGGCCUGGAAAGUGCCAGGACCUCAGUAAUUGCCCGCAAUUGUUGCUCGACCUCACCAAGCUGAGGCAAUCUCUGUGCUUUAAAAAUACGAAGUUGGUUCUGCCAGGGGUCUGCUGUCCUGUGGACAAAACCGACAACCUUCCGGUUUUCGUAAAUCCCGGCGGAAGUGAGACCAACGAACACCCUCCGCGGCCGCCGGUUCGACCCACGAAGGCCCCGACACCACGCCCGAUUCCGUUGUACCCAGUGGCAUCCGUGACGAGUAAACCCGUGACGCAGGUGGUACCAUCGCCGUCGGAUCUGUUGGACAACAAUACAAAUGGCUUCGAGGCGAUCGGCACGGUCGACAACAAUUAUAUUCAAGAUAACGAGGAAUGCGGCGUGGUCAAUUCCGGCAAAUUCCGCGUGGUCGGCGGCAACGUGGCUCUACCUGGACGUUGGCCCUGGAUGGCGGCGAUUUUCCUUCACGGCUCCCGCCGGACGGAGUUCUGGUGCGGAGGAUCACUGGUUGGACCGCGUCAUGUACUCACCGCCGCUCAUUGCAUGCGCGAUCAGCGGCAGCAACCCUUCGCUGCUCGCCAAUUUACCGUACGCCUCGGUGACAUCGAUCUGGAGAGGGACGACGAGCCGUCGUCACCGGAGACCUACGCUGUGAAGGAGAUCCGCGCGCAUCCCAAGUUCUCGCGGAUCGGUUUCUACAACGACAUCGCUGUGCUCGAGCUGAACAGGCCCGUAAGAAAGUCGCCGUACGUGAUACCGAUAUGCCUGCCGCAGGCGCGCUUCCGCGGAGAACCGUUCGCCGGCGCCAGGCCAACGGUAGUCGGCUGGGGCACCACUUAUUAUGGUGGGAAAGAGAGCACGGUUCAACGACAGGCGGUCUUGCCAGUGUGGAGGAACGAGGACUGCAACUCAGCUUACUUUCAACCGAUUACCAGCAACUUUUUAUGCGCCGGCUACACCCAAGGCGGCCAUGAUGCCUGUCAAGGUGACUCCGGCGGGCCAUUGAUGCUGAAAAUCGAAGGUCGAUGGACCCAGAUCGGUAUCGUCUCGUUUGGCAACAAGUGCGGCGAGCCCGGCUAUCCCGGCGUGUACACGCGCGUCUCGGAGUACACUGAUUGGAUAAAAAAGAAUUUUAAGUGACAGGCGCCUCCUGAUAAGAGACACAUGUGUACACACGUGCGCGCGAUCGCGCACAUACAUGCAGACUAAUUACAUACUU